Molecule: messenger RNA, 1464 nt
Organism: Haliotis rufescens (red abalone)
Lineage: Eukaryota; Metazoa; Mollusca; Gastropoda; Lepetellida; Haliotidae
Product: EF-hand calcium-binding domain-containing protein 1-like
Exons: 5
Coding region: 91-726 (211 amino acids)
Molecular function (GO): calcium ion binding
Source: RefSeq, a predicted model, not a curated record
CUGGUGUGUAUAUAUACCGGUGGGGGACCCUCACGACAGACAUACUCAUACACUGAACACGUCGUUACACCGCUCCAGUAGCCAAGCACGAUGAAGCUCCAUAACAGUAUCCUGAUUGGCGCAACUCUACUUGUGUGUUGCCAAUCUGCGUUUCUCGGGAGUUUGUGGCAGGACCUAGGACGGGAGUUUACCAACAUGGGGAAGAGCAUGGCCAAAGAUCUGAUUAAUGUUGGACUUAAAGCUGUCAAUCAGACCAUGAACAUCGGCUGCAAAACUGCAUGUCCCAGACUCUGUGAAGACAAAGUCGGCAUGUACUUCUGUCCCUUCGUCUGUGUGCCCCUCUGUAACCGAGGAAAGCGUUCAAUCAGAAAGGGCAGCGAUUACCGCGGACAUCUCAUGCCCAUGCCCAACAAGUUCUCGGCCUAUGAUCUCAACGAUGAUGGUGUGGUCAGUCUCAAGGAAUUCGCCUUCGUUACUGGGCACACGAUGGACCAGGCUGACCUCAAGACGGUCUUCCAACUGGCUGACAGGAAUGGAGAUAAUAUCCUCACAUCUGGCGAACUUUAUGGAGGACCGUUUGUUUUCGAGAUGGAUGUCAACGAUAACGAUUACCAGUACUGCCAGUACAUAGUAAACAGAAGGGCAAAGAGCGUUCAGCAGGAACACUCCCAGUCUGUCAAGACCAAGGCUAUUAACCUGAAGAAGGAUAUUACCAAUAAGCUCUAAAUCCGAGAUCCAGGAUUCCUUCGUCACCACUCGCACCGUCAUUCGCUUGUCCCAUAAUGACACGAGUGGUCAAGGAUGGUGCAGCAUUCCAUUGCACUUGCUGGAUAUGUCUCCCAUUGCACCUCUUGGAUAUGUCUCCCAUUGCACCUCUUGGAUAUGUCUUCCAUUGCACCUCUUGGAUAUGUCUCCCAUUGCACCUCUUGGAUAUGUCUUCCAUUGCACCUCUUGGAUAUGUCUUCCAUUGCAGCUCUUGGAUAUGUCUUUCUCCAUGCUGGCAUAGCUUUGUCUAUACCUAUAUUUUCGUUUAUAUUGCCAUAUCAAAAGUUCGAAUUGGUGAAAUUUACAAUAUAGUAAAUUUCACCAAUUCGAACUUUUUGACAUGUUGAAUCUUUAAGGGUCUUUUCUUUAAUCAAAUAAUCUUUCGGUAAAAAAACCCAUGCUCGAAUUAAUACUACUAUAUUUUAAAAAAUAGAACGUAGUAAUAAGUAAUAAGACGUGAUAAGUAAACAUUUUAUUAGUAGUGAAAUAGAUUUAUGUAAAAGAAAAAAGGACUGUUCUGUAAGUAAUUUACCUGUAAACCAAGCAAUUGAUAAAACAUUCAAAGAUGUUUUUUUUGGACAGAGCUUUGAAAGCAAAACCUAGGAUAUUAUUUUUCUUCAAGCACAUUGCCACAAACAAUUAUUUUUUAUGCAAUUGUUAGUUAUUGGGACAUGUUUUGUGAAAUAACAUGUCCAAUUC